Messenger RNA from Lactuca saligna, 363 nucleotides. The record is from the annotation of a GenBank genome assembly. Lineage: Eukaryota; Viridiplantae; Streptophyta; Magnoliopsida; Asterales; Asteraceae.
AUGACGUUCAUAGUUGCAUUCUGUCAGGCGGAUCUCUCAGUCUCAAUCUCAGUCUUUGAUGAGAGCCACGCCAUGGAGAUGGAUGGAGAAAGAUAUAGAGGCUUAAUCUGCAUGAAGUGGUUAUCAAGAUAUAUCAUACUUGAUAAGUUAAAAUUCUGCAGAAGCAUUUCUUAUGCUGCAGUUGCUGCUCCUGCCGAUCAGACUAGCAGGAGGAAAUUAGCACUUUUCCAGAGACCAGCAUUGGAAUUAUUUGGAAUGAUACAAGCUAGACCUAUUGCGCAUGAUCUAUUCAAACGAGACUCAAGAUAUCAUAUUUUGGCAUGGCUAGAAGCUUUGGAGGAAACGAGACUCAAGCAAAAGUAA